Varroa destructor (honeybee mite) is the source of this 3514-nucleotide messenger RNA. Its product is annotated as cAMP-dependent protein kinase catalytic subunit alpha-like. The record is from RefSeq and is a predicted model, not a curated record. Gene Ontology annotation, biological process: protein phosphorylation. Lineage: Eukaryota; Metazoa; Arthropoda; Arachnida; Mesostigmata; Varroidae. Gene Ontology annotation, cellular component: cAMP-dependent protein kinase complex. Gene Ontology annotation, molecular function: ATP binding; cAMP-dependent protein kinase activity.
AAAAAACUUCAAUGCGAAAUAUCUAAAGAUCCUAGACGUGAUUCGGUGAUUGCGUUGGAAGCAAUUUUGACCCCGAAGAUUGAGGAGCUACGAAAGAGACUGAAGCGUUCGUUAUGCCCGACCGCUGACAUCGACGAUUUCGUCCUUCUUGACCAUCUAUCUCACGGCUCUUUCGGAACAGUAAGUAAGGUGAAACAUAAAAAGACGCAAAUAGUUUAUGCAUUGAAAGCUCAAAAAAAAAAGUAUAUUCUACCUUCAAUGGCGGAGACGGAAAUGAAGCUCCAAUAUGCCAGCAAUUUCGAAUUCAUCGUUAAACUUGUAUUCGGAUUCUUUCAAGACGACGAAAACGUCUAUUCCGUUAUGGAAUUUGUACCCGGUGGAGACUUUUUCGAUUUGCUUGAUAGUGGGACGUACAUUGGAGAGCACGGUGGCGCCAUCUUUACGGCGCAGGUCGUUCUUGCGUUCGAAUACCUCCACUCCGCCAAUAUUAUCUUCCGAGACUUUAAGCCGGAGAACGUUAUGAUCAAUAAUGACGGCUACAUAAAACUAACAGAUUUCGGCCUUGCGAAACAACUCGAAAAAGGCUGUCGUACUUAUUCGCUUUGUGGGACAGCCGUUUAUAUGGCUCCGGAGUACUUUCUAAGUAAAGGAUACAAAACGAGUGUGGAUUGGUGGGCUUUGGGCGUAUUUACCUAUGCGCUUUUCUGUCGCCAGAUGCCGUUCGUAGCCAGCUCGGAGAAUGGGUUACUCAAAAAGAUCAUGGAGUGCGAUUGUUAUCUACCCAACGAUGGUAGCCUUAGCCAAAGAGCCGUGAGCUUUAUUGAAGAUCUACUACAAAAGAAGCCAGAACGCAGAUUAGGAAUCACCAGGGAAGGGGUGAAGACGGUAAAAAACCACGAAUUCUUUUAUAAUAUUCUUUGGGAUUGUUUGUACAAUAAGCGGUACCAGCCUCCAGUAUCAAUCGUCCUCUCCAAUCGUGAAUCGAAACGGCUCCGCCAAUCAAAUCUAUUUAAGACGAACACCUGCAUUUGUUCAAAAGCGAUUCGAAAAUCAACGAAAAAUGUAGUGGAUGAUUAAAUGCUAAACGCUUUUCAUGAUCGAAUUUAAGGAGUAGGCUAUUCUCAAAGAAUAAAUAAUCGUUAUUUUUUUAAAUGAAGGCAUUAUUUAAUUGAUAUGUGCUCUGUCUGCGCUCGUGAUCUAGGAUAAGUGGAGCGGGCAUACACUAAGUCAGUGGCCGAUAUCUCGAACCCAUUAGUAGUAGUUACAUGUAUGCAUUUACACACCAUUGAUAUAAUCAUCAUGUUACAGUCACGUUGUAAUUAUCUUUUAGUAUUAUUAUACUUUAUUAUAUUAACGAGUCGCGUCGCCAGCUUGAUAUUCCUUACCACACACAAAACUAAAUUCAUGAUCGUUGGUUCAAUGAUCUCCAUGGCCAUUAUCGUUGUGCAGUCGCCGGACGAACUCCCACAUUCUCUGUGCAUCCGUGCAUUUGGCUACCCCUUCUGCUGUAGAGACGUUUUGAUAGACUCGAAGAGGCUUAAUAUGCAUUAAAACUAAUGGUUUAGUGACUCCAUCCGCCCUCCUAUCUCAGUCCAAUGGCGUACAACUAAGUGUUGAAAGCAUUCCUGCUCUAUGCAGUGCCUUCCGAUGCAGCGCAGCGCGCUCUGGGCAUCUUGUCACUCCACACUGACUUUUGGAGCAUCCAAAAUGAUGUAAACAAUCUUUGAUCUCUGACAUCGAAGGCAAAAUUUUAAAAAGGCUUAAAUAAAAUUUAGAAAAACAUUAAGUAAUAUCUCUAACCUCAAAAAAAGAAUAAAUGCAAAGUGAAGUUCAGUUCAACAUGGUGCAGCGGUCUGAAUUCUAGGACAUGCCACCACUGAAAAAUCAACGUGCAUCCAAAAACAGUUUUCUUAAAAUGAAUUUUAAAAAAAAGUCAGGUAAGAAUAUCUAGUAUUGUUGGAAAACUUAAUACUGGCAAGCUUCAAUAACAUGUUGUUCUGUGUACCCCACCAAAGGUAGAAUUUAUCUGCGUCAUAAGCCCGUCCAUAGCUUCAAGACUCAUACUUUUUUGUAAGAUGGUAAGCAAUUAAAAUUGAUCAUAGCGGCCGCAUAAGUCAACAUCGAAACACCUCUAGAUUCAGUUAUCGGUUCUUCCAUUCAUCUGCUUUGUGAAGUAUAAUCUGCUGUAAAUCUUCGCGAGUGAUGUAUGUAAGACCACCGAUUAUGCACAUCAUAAUUCCUAUGGCAUGUAAAUCCUGCAAACGCCGCCAAUGUGUGCUUCUGAACAUGGCGAAAAGAGUACUGGAACUAUAACUGAUCUUGUUGUUUAUCUCAAUGAGAUGAGACUCUUAAUCCAUCACUUGAUUCAGUGACUUACUGAUGUACAACGCUCUGCACUUAAUAGGACUUCACCUUUUGUUCUACCAGGCUAUGAAAGUGAAUCUUCAAAGGACGGUAGGACAGCAGGCUCACUCGACAGUUCAGGCGCAUAAGUAUUAUGCUAUUAUUUCCGUAUUGAAGACACUUACGUAAGCUACUCUUGCAAUUGAAAGCUUUGUUUACAAAGCGCCGUUGCUGCCAUUGCUCUUUUAUGCACAUUCGAUAUGGGGAAAUUGUUGUAUGGAAAUAUCUUGCAGGCCUCGAAUCAUUCAGAGUUAAGUUCUGAAGGCAUAGUCGGCAGGAGCCGCAUCUGUGAAUGAUCUUUUAGCUCAAACAGAGAACAGUCUUCGCCAACGUGCUUUCUAGAUAUCAGAAGGUACGGUUUCGUCAGGAGGCUUCCUUGACAUCUAUCGCCGGCUUCAGGCGCUCUAUCGCGCUAUCACGUUCAGAAGCCGCUUCGUUGUUAAUAAAUCUAGUGCUUGCACACGCUCUUAGUGCUACUACCCCUAUUAGUCGACGAUACCUUCCUCGCCAAAUUCGGUUUUUCAACUUAUUGAAAAAAUUCAUAAGCUUCUAAACAAGUUCUCAAGUAUGUAAAUUGAAUACGAGUUGAAUAAUUAUGCAGCAAGAAAUAUUACAAUCCUCGAUGUAACUAAUAAUCGUAACGGUCUCAUAGUACCACAAGGAAUAGAUUCUUAUAAAAGAAGGAUUCAGCGAAUGCACCAAACUCGAAAAGGGAUGCGAUAAAAUAAACGGAGUUUUUUCCGUAGCUAUAAUCAAACCCUUAUACCCAGACCUUACCUGAUGAAUAAACUUACCUUAAGUCGAUCUUGACCAGUGAAGCGUUUUUCAGUCAAGGCGCAAGAUUGCUAUUUAGCAUUGUGGUUCAUCUGAAAAACAAAACGGCUAAAACAGAGAAAUAUCCGCGCCCACUAAAAAAAUGUUGAUGUUCCCAUCUAUGGUUUUAGAAAUGCGAAUGACUUAAAAAAGUACGAAAACUGACCCGAAGUUAGGAAUAUACCGGAACCGAAUGAAUGGGUAAAUAAGAACCGCAGGACCACAAAAGCAUAUAUAACCCGAAUUCCAUAUGACGAAGACACUGCUCUCCAUCAGGCAAAGGAACUCAAUAAACACU